AUGUCCAGUCUUUCAUUGAUCGAUUCCGUCAUCGACGACGACGACGAGUUCUGCCCCCUCUGCAUUGAAGAGUUCGAUCUCUCCGAUAAGAAUUUCAAACCGUGUCCUUGUGGAUACCAGAUUUGCCAGUUCUGCUACAACAAUAUUAAGACGCAGAAUGAAGAAGGACGAUGCCCUAACUGUCGGCGCGGAUACGAUGAAAGUACCAUCCAGUACAAGAUUCCUGACGUCGAAGAGUUCAAGGCAGAUCUGGCGCUGAAACAUCGCAAGGCGGCUGCUGCCAAAAAGAAGGAAGCCGAAAAGCGUGAAAUCGAGGCUUCCAGUCGGAAGAACUUGGCCGGCGUCCGUGUCGUUCAGAAGAACUUGGUCUACGUUAUCGGCCUCAACCCUACCAUCCGAGACGAAAAUCAACUCCUCCAAACGCUCCGUGGACGGGAAUAUUUCGGUCAAUAUGGCGAAAUUGAGAAAAUCGUGGUCAGCAAGGCUAAACCCGGCGGCAACCCUAACCAGGGUAUUGGUGUUUAUGUGACUUUCUCGCGCAAAGCCGAUGCUGCGAUGUGCAUUAACGCUGUGGACGGUUCCGGAAAUGGCGAUCGAGUGCUCAGGGCGCAGUACGGAACAACGAAAUAUUGUUCGUCCUUCCUUCGCAAUGAGCAGUGCAAUAAUCGGAACUGCACUUUCUUGCACGAGACUGGUGAAGAUAGCGACAGUUACAGCCGCCAGGACCUCUCAUCCAUGAACUCGAUUUCCACCCAACGCCCGAAUCUCCCACCUACCCCCUCUCACGUGAGGUCCGCUCAACCCAUCGCCCAUCCUAUGCGCCGGCAACCAAGCAAGGAUGACUCGAUCAGCAGUCGCACCGGCAUACCAGAUGGCCCGGCUCUCCCAUCAACUGCCAGCUGGGCUAACAAAGAUGUGGCAACUGCUAUUCACCGAACCAGAAGAACUAGUCUCACUGGUAGCCAAGCCUCCAAUAGCCCACGGCCCGCAAGUGUCAAUGUUGCGACCCCGGUUGAAGAACCAAAGCGAGUGGAGAAGCCAUCUCCUAUUUCCCAAACAGCCCCACAAUCAACCUCCCAAGUCGAUCCCCAAUCUCCUGCCCCACAACCACGUCCUCGUCGAGCGACUCCACCUCCCAAGCUGCCAUCACCGUUUGACACUUUGCUCAAGGAUAUAAACUCUCCGGAUUUCAAGUUUUCCUUUAGCACGGCCGAACUAACUGCCGAAGAGGUCAAAUUAAUCAAGGAUUACCCAUCUUUCAUCGAUCCGUAUGGUGGUGUCAAACGCAGAGCAAUGCGCGAGAAGGUCGAGCAGGAGCGUCUCAGUCGCGAGCACGAGUUGCUCCAAUCUGUUGCGGCGGAGGAGGAUAGCCGCGAAGCUGGUAGCCUCCAGCUAGGUGGUGAGCCAGAAGAAGCAAAUCCCCCUCGCAGUCGCCAGACACGGGAGUCGCACGGUGCUAUCCAACCCCCCUCGCAGCAAGACACUGCGGACAAUUCAACGGUUGCAUCUCCUGUCUCUGCAACUAGCCAUCAAUUUCAAGGCUUGAACCUCGCUGGACGAAGCUUAACACCCUUGCAACAACAGCAGUUGAUGUUACUCAAGUCCGCCGGUAAUCAACAAGCUGGUCUGACUGACCCUCUCAGCUCCGCUGCUCUAGAGCAAGCCGCCCAAGCCCGCCAAGGUCUUGGGCACAAUCAGAUGGCACAGUUCAAUGCGCUGCAGGCAGCACAGAGCCGACAGUCUUCCCGAUUUUCCUUCACCAAUGAGGCUGGUUCUAAGAAUAUGCCUAAUGCACGCAUGUUAGGCCAGAUGCAAUCGUCGUCUCCUAACCCUCUUUCUGCACCAAGCCCUCAACAUGGUCUUGCAGCAAGUGGUUUCUAUGCCAGCGGUGUGCAGGGUCCCCCGCCGGGACUCAAGACAGCUGGCACCCCUCCCAUCAGUGGUGGUGGCAUGUUUGCCCAGGGGCAUGGCUUCACCUCUGGGCUUGGUGGUAAUGGAGGAAAGCAAGACCCAACCCCGGAGCUAAUGCGUGAGCUACUGCGUGGACGAACUGGUACGAAUGUUGGUGGUUUACAGGGCCAAGAGUCUUCUAAGCGUGAGUUUAUGUUCCCCUUUCUUCAACAGCACAAUACCCCUCCCCCCAUGACUCCUGCCAAUGGCCUUCUCAGCUCCUUCUAUGGACCCCAAGCGGGUGUAAUGCCUGAUCUUGGAGGUCCACAGAAGCAGAAGAAGAAGGGGAAGAAGCACAGAAACGCUAACACUUCCUCCGGUGGAGGUGGUGUAGUAGAUCUUGCGGACCCGAGCAUUUUGCAGGCGAGAAUGCAUCAAGUCGGUGCGAAUGCUACUGCUGGGCAAGCGUUGUACGGGAGUCAGGGUCAAGUAAACGAUGACUUUCCGCCUCUUGGGGAUCAAUCCAAAGAUCGACGGCCUGUCGACAGCUUUGGGUUUUUGAAGUCUCAAUUACCUGGCGAGUCAGCCGCUCGUGCUGGUACGCCUACUUUGCCACCUGGACUACCUUUGCCCCAUGCCCAUCCCUCGUCUUCUGUCUUUCAAGAACACAGUUCCUCUAAACCUUCGUCUCCUGCUCCCAUGCUCCCACCUGGCUUGACACCCAACGUUUCAAGACUUAACAGCCCAUCGCAGAGCCGUUUUGACAGCCCCUCUCGUCUUUUGAGUCCUGAACUCACCGUGGGCGGACCUUUGACCUCAAGCCGCGUGAAAGACGCUUCUCAAAUCUCCUUCGGAUCGCCCGUGCAAAAGUCUGCAAGCAAGGCUCGUAUCCAGCGCAAGAACGAGUUCAACAUUGGGGCUGAUUUUAAGGACUCCCCUGCCAAACCUACAACCCAGUCGCAGCCGGGCUCUACUAUUACGAAAGGGAGCUCAUUAGAUUUUAGCACCUCCCUGCCUACAUCCGUCAAGACUGAGCAGGCACCAGCUCCUAGCUCUAUUUCCGCAAUCGGGUCGCGGCCCGACACCCCCCAAACAAUCGCGUCUCGCCUCUCUGACUCCCCUGCCCCUCGUCAACCUCGUAUUCUUCGCGUGGUAGAAACACCAAAGACAGAAACUCCUCCCGUCGUCACCGCACCCUCUGUGACCACUUCAGUUGUUGGUACCAAGUCCCGCUCUAGGAGACAGAGUAUUUCAUCAAUCAGUAUCGCGGACACUCAUGCUGAUGCAGGAUGGGAAGGUGAUUAUCCUUCUACGUCUGUUUCUCGUGCGAAUUCCCCUCCUGCUUCUUCUCGUAUCGGCUCCGCCCCAGUCCGCGCCAUGACCAAGAGCCAGGUCAAAAAGGAACGGAAGCAGAAGGCGAAGGAGGCCGAGGCUAAGAAGGUUGAAACUGCGGCUGUGAAUGAGGAACCUGUUCAAGCACCUAUCAUGGGGCGAAAGCGCAAGACCAAGAAGGCCCCCACAGCCACUGUGACCACAGCCGCUACACCCACUACCAGUGCCCCUGAGAAGAUGAGCCCUGUGAAAACAACGAACGUUUCUCCAGUCAAGACUGAACCCAAGGUGGAUGCCACAAAGAAAGUGAAAGCUAAGGAGACCAAGCCUGUCAGAGAGCCUACUCCUCCUCCCCCUGUCGAAGAGCCACCUGCUCAGAAGGAAACCAUUGUAGAGCCAUGGCGUUCAAAUAAUACAAUUGGACAGCUGGUCAAGGAUUCCGAGGCUCUUGGAAGGUCAAUCAAGGAUCUUUUCGUUGAACGAACUAAGCCUCUUCAUGAAUUGCUCGCUGAGAUGCACAAGUCCGGUGAACUUGACCUCAACAAAAGUUCCCUCUUCAAUCCUAGCAACCUCAGCCAGCGCACUGACAUGAAGUGCACUGCUGAAGACUAUGAUUAUCUCCAGUGUCCAAAUGAGUUGACCGAGGAGGAUCGGAAAACUCUGCUUCGCGGAGAGCCUGUUCGAAUCGGUGAUGAUUUCCUCAAGACCCGAUGCCUCAUCACGCCCCGUGGCUGUGUCCUACGCCACCUCGAGCCAGAAGAGGAGGAGCGGUACCUAGAGCUGGAGAAGAACAUGACCAAUAUCUCCGAUCCUUUCAUGAUUGGAGAUGACGCAAGCAAUCCCAGUGGAGGUCUGGAAGCACUUUUCGCAAAUCCGGAAAAGUUCAACAUCUGCUGGGUCGACGACAUGCCCACACGCCUUGGUGCCACAUCCCCAUCCUCUUCUCUCGAGGCGGCGGAAUCCGUGAUCCCGCCUAACGUCCUCUCGGCCAUGGAGGCAGACAGCACUCGCAACCAUGAUUGGGCUGUCGCCAACUCGGCAGAAUUUCUUAACACAACCCCUGCUGCCGUGCGUUCCUUUGCUGCAGUUACCGCGCAGCACAUGCUGGGCAACCCGGGCAUGGUCGGUACCAACCCAACUCUUGACGACGUUGCCAGCUUGACCAACGAGGAGCUGAAGGAUCUUUCUGGUCGUUCUCAGAAGGACCUUGAGCUCACCCGGAAAGAAAUGGAUGCGCUGGACAAGAAGUUCGCAGCUCUUCUUCGACGCAACAAGAAGCUUCAGCAGCAGGCUUUGACCUUUGCUGCUGGAUCGGAGGUGUAA
Messenger RNA from Penicillium griseofulvum, 4545 nucleotides. RefSeq names its product CCR4-NOT core ubiquitin-protein ligase subunit MOT2. The transcript is spliced from 5 exons. NCBI's taxonomy places the organism in Eukaryota, Fungi, Ascomycota, Eurotiomycetes, Eurotiales, Aspergillaceae. Gene Ontology annotation, biological process: protein ubiquitination. The record is from RefSeq and is a predicted model, not a curated record. Gene Ontology annotation, cellular component: CCR4-NOT complex. The coding region runs from base 1 to 4545 and encodes 1514 amino acids. Gene Ontology annotation, molecular function: ubiquitin-protein transferase activity; nucleic acid binding.